GACCCGGGGGGGAACAGGCUCCAGGUGGGCGCCAUGGCGGCGCCGGGCGCGGCGCUGGCGGCCUGGCUGCUGCUGAGCCCGCGGGGCAGCGCCGCGGCGGCCGACGGCGCCAACGGCACGUGCCGCGGCUCGGCGCGCUGCCAGCCCGGCGUCCUCCUGCCCGUGUGGCAGCCGGACGAGCCGGCGGCCGGCGACAAGGCGGCGCGUGCCAUCGUCUACUUCGUGGCCAUGAUGUACCUGUUCCUGGGCGUGUCCAUCAUCGCCGACCGCUUCAUGGCCUCCAUCGAGGUGAUCACGUCGCGCGAGAAGGAGAUCACCGUCACCAAGGCCAACGGCGAGACCAGCGUGGGCACCGUGCGCAUCUGGAACGAGACGGUCUCCAACCUGACGCUGAUGGCGCUGGGCUCCUCGGCGCCCGAGAUCCUGCUGUCGCUCAUCGAGGUGUGCGGGCACCGCUUCCAGGCCGGCGAGCUGGGCCCCGGCACCAUCGUGGGCAGCGCCGCCUUCAACAUGUUCGUGGUGAUCGCCGUGUGCGUCUACGCCAUCCCGGCGGGCGAGAGCCGCCGCAUCAAGCACCUGCGCGUCUUCUUCGUCACCGCCUCGUGGAGCAUCUUCGCCUACAUCUGGCUCUACCUGAUCCUGGCGGUGAUCACGCCGGGCGUGGUGCAGGUGUGGGAGGCCUUCCUGACGCUGCUCUUCUUCCCGGCGUGCGUGGUCUUCGCCUGGGCGGCCGACAAGCGCCUGCUCUUCUACAAGUACGUCUACAAGCGCUACCGCGCCGACCCGCGCAGCGGCAUCAUCAUCGGCGCCGAGGCCGAGCGCCCGCCCAAGGACCCGGAGGCCGACGGCGGCUUCCCGGCGCUGCCCGAGCCCGAGCCCGGCGGCUCGCCCACGCCCGAGGAGAAGGAGCUGGACGAGAGCCGGCGCGAGGUGAUCCAGAUCCUCAAGGACCUGAAGCAGAAGCACCCCGAGAAGGAGCUGGAGCAGCUGCUGGACGCCGCCAACUACGUGGCGCUGGUGCACCAGCAGAAGAGCCGCGCCUUCUACCGCAUCCAGGCCACGCGGCUGAUGACCGGCGCCGGCAACGUGCUGAAGAAGCACGCGGCCGAGGCGGCGCGGCGCUCGCCGGCGCCGGCCGGCGAGGAGGACGACGACGAGGAGGAGGACGAGGCGUGCAGCCGCAUCUUCUUCGAGCCGUGCCUCUACCACUGCCUGGAGAACUGCGGCUCGGUGACGCUGGCCGUGGCGUGCCAGCAGGGCCUGGGCGCCAACCAGACCUUCUACGUGGACUUCCGCACCGAGGACGGCUCGGCCAAGGCGGGCUCGGACUACGAGUACAGCGAGGGCACGCUGAUCUUCAAGCCGGGCGAGACGCGCAAGGAGCUGGCCAUCGGCAUCAUCGACGACGACAUCUUCGAGGAGGACGAGCACUUCUUCGUGCGGCUGCUGAACCUGCGCGUGGGCGACGCCGAGGGCAUGUUCGAGGCCGACUGCGACGACCGGCCCAAGGGCAAGCUGGUGGCGCCGCUGGUGGCCACGGUGACCAUCCUGGACGACGACCACGCCGGCAUCUUCGGCUUCCGGGAGCGCUCGGUGCGCGUCAGCGAGUGCCAGGGCCACGUGGAGGUGACGGUGGUGCGCAGCUCCGGCGCCCGCGGCACCGUCAUGGUGCCCUUCCGCACCGUGGAGGGGACGGCGCGCGGCGGCGGCGUCGACUACGAGGAUGCCAGCGGGGAGCUGGAGUUCCGCAACGACGAGACGGCGAAGACGCUGAAGGUGAAGAUCGUGGACGAUGAGGAGUACGAGAAGAAGGAGAACUUCUUCAUCGAGCUGGGGACGCCGCGCUGGCUCAAGCGCGGCAUCUCGGCUCUGCUGCUGGCCCAAGGGGACGCCGAGCGGCAGCUCUCGGCCGAGGAGGAGGAGGCGCGCCGCAUCGCCGACAUGGGCAAGCCGGUGCUGGGCGACAACCGGCGCCUCGAGGUGGUCAUCGAGGAGUCCUACGACUUCAAGAACACGGUGGACAAGCUGAUGAAGAAAACCAACCUGGCCACCGUCAUCGGCACGCACUCGUGGCGCGAGCAGUUCCUGGAGGCCAUCACCGUCAGCGCAGGUGACGAGGACGAGGACGACGAGGGCCGCGAGGAGCGGCUGCCGUCGUGCUUCGACUACGUCAUGCACUUCCUGACGGUCUUCUGGAAGGUUCUGUUCGCCUGCGUGCCGCCCACGGCGCUGCUGGGGGGCUGGGCGGCCUUCGGCGUCUCCAUCCUCCUCCUCGCGCUGCUCACCGCCCUCAUCGGCGACCUGGCCGCGCACUUCGGCUGCACCCUCGGCCUCAAGGACUCGGUCAACGCCGUCGUCUUCGUCGCGCUCGGCACCUCCAUCCCUGACACCUUCGCCAGCCGCGUGGCCGCUCUGCAGGACCCGUGCGCCGACGCCUCCAUCGGCAACGUCACCGGCUCCAACGCCGUCAACGUCUUCCUGGGGCUGGGGCUGGCCUGGUCGGUGGCCGCCGUCUACUGGGCGGCGCAGGGCCGGGCGUUCCGCGUGCCGCCGGGCACGCUGGCCUUCCCCGUCACGCUCUUCACCAUCUUCGCCUUCCUCGCCAUCGGCGUGCUGCUGUGGCGGCGCCGCGCGCCCAUCGGCGGCGAGCUGGGGGGGCCCCGCGCCCCCAAAAUCCUGACGGCCGCGCUCUUCCUGCUGCUCUGGCUGCUCUACGUGGUGUUCGCCAGCCUGGAGGCCUACUGCCACAUCCAGGGCUUUUAACUGGGCGAACUGGGAGCACUGGGAGCACUGGGAGGGAACUGGGAGGGAACUGGGAGGGAACUGGGAUCAGACUGGGAGGGACUGGGAGGGAACUGGGAGGGACUGGGAUCGGACUGGGAGGGACUGGGAGCCUACUGCCACAUCCAGGGCUUCUGACCGGGGAAACUGGGCAAACUGGGAGGGACUGGGAGGGACUGGGAGGGACUGGGAGGGAACUGGGAGGGACUGGGAGCACUGGGAGGGACUGGGAGCCUACUGCCACAUCCAGGGCUUCUGACCGGGGAAACUGGGCAAACUGGGUGCACUGGGAGGGACUGGGAGCACUGGGAGGGACUGGGAGGGAACUGGGGGGGACUGGGAGGGACUGGGAGCACUGGGAGGGACUGGGAGGGAACUGGGAGGGACUGGGAGCCUACUGCCACAUCCAGGGGUUCUGACUGGGGAAACUGGGCAAACUGGGAGCACUGGGAGGGACUGGGAGCACUGGGAUCAAACUGGGAUCAGACUGGGAUCAAACUGGGACCAAACUGGGAGC
Messenger RNA from Lonchura striata (white-rumped munia), 3298 nucleotides. NCBI's taxonomy places the organism in Eukaryota, Metazoa, Chordata, Aves, Passeriformes, Estrildidae. The record is from RefSeq and is a predicted model, not a curated record.